Molecule: messenger RNA, 2307 nt
Organism: Ogataea haglerorum
Lineage: Eukaryota; Fungi; Ascomycota; Pichiomycetes; Pichiales; Pichiaceae
Exons: 1
Coding region: 1-2307 (768 amino acids)
Source: RefSeq, a predicted model, not a curated record
AUGGCUAAGCUCAGCGAAAACAGCCCCAGCGGGGCCAAGACCGCGCUCAAGCGGAUCGAACACGGCCUCGCGUACAAGCACGAAACGAGAAAGCCCAGCUUUAGACGGCGGUCGCUCUCGCCCCAGAAAACGCAGUCGCUCGCCGUUUCCCCUGCCAGGGUGCCUUUGACGUGUAUCAAAGAGCCCCUCAACAGUAAACUGGCUCCAAUUGCGCUGGGAAAACACGAUCUGAGGAAGGCCCUGAGCACGGCAGAGAAGGAAAACGACGACAAUAAUACCAUCGACACCGAUAAGAUUGAAAUGCUCGACGUGGAGUCGGACGCGGUCGAGGUGCAGUCCUCGCCGGUGGGGGCUCACCAAAAUAGAAUGAACCACAAGAGACACAUGGACACUCCGCUACUUGUCUCGGGCGCGAAGAAGAUGCAUUUGGGAGACGAGUCGUUCCAGACUCCGCUGAGACCGGACUCCAAGACGCGCGUGACCCCCCACAGAGAACACCACAGCCGGCUGAUGAACGAUUCGGAUAUCGAUUUGUACAACGCCUCGACCGAGAAUCCUGUGCUCGAUCCGCAGAACAGUCCACUCGCCAACGUGAGCCAUGGACAGCUGCUCGAGGACAAGAUCGACGGCGAAACGGAGGUGAUCAACGGACUCAAGCACAGGGGCACACAGAUCAACGAUAUUUCUGCGAUUGCUGCCGACUCUUCGCUGGACCGCCACGAAGACACGUCGGACUCGGAGGGCGAGCAGGACGAGAGAAUGUCGCCUGUCAAGCUCUCGCAAAAAAUAUCUGCCCUGGACGUCUUCAGCGCCAUGAUUGAUCAGGAAGACGAGAUUGAGGAUUUCGAGCUUGUUAGUGGCGAGGAGGCGGAAGAAAGGCCGGUUUUCACGAGCUCCCAACUGGAACAGAUCAAGUCGUCCAUGCAGAGCAGUAUUGACGCAUUGAAGGCGGAGGUGGCAGUCCAAUCGGAGAAGCUUGUUUCUACGGAAGCCACGUUGGCCUCUGUUUCCGCACAGCUGGAAACCGAGUCCGGAGAAAAGAGACGUCUGUUGAACGAGAAGGGCGAGCUUAUUGCUGAGCUUCAAUCAUACAAGCAGUCGAUCCAGGCGUCAAAUGCUCGGAUCAGCCAAUUAGAGUCUAGAGUCAAAUUCCACGAGUCCAAGUUUGAGAAGCUGAAAACGAUCUACAGUCAGCUGAUGGGAACCGCAAAGAACUUUGAGUCCGAACUCGCAGACAAGACUGCACGCAUCACCGAUCUAGAGAUAGCCGUUACCAGUCUGAAGGAGGAAAAGGCCGUGUUGUCCAACGAAAAAAUAGAGCUUUCGUCUGCGCUGGAGCUUAGGUUGAACGAGAUCGAGCAAUUGACCAAAGAGAAAGAGUCGCUGGAAAACCAACUAAAGAAUAUGUCGAGCAAUUCCAGGUCUGCCUUGAAGAAGACGGAGGAUCUUGUUAAGGAGCUAGAUACAAAGACGAAGGAUGCGGCUGAGCUGCGAAACAAGCUUGACGAGCAGGCAAUCAAGAUUGAGGGUCUUGAGCUCGACCUGAGCCAAGCUGGUGAGAAACUCAACGCAUACCAGGAAGAAUUAAAGUCUGGCGUGGAUAAGAUUAUCGCACUGGAGAACGAACUAGGUGCCGUGCGUUCUGAGCUCGAGUCUCUCGAGGAGAAGAAGACUCUACUAGAGGAUGAGAACACGAGUCUGAAAGAGGUAAUGGGACACCGUCGCGACGAGAUCAAGCGGCUCAAGGCCGAGAAAGAGGAGCUGAGCCAGCAAUUGAGCAAGCGCAAGGACCAGAACACCGAGGAGCUGCUGGAAAAGCUGCGCGAGGAGAUGAAUGCGCUGCGAGGCAGCACGGAGGCCCAGAUAAACGAGCUGAGCGCCAAUCUGGAGGCCAAGAACGAGAAAUUGGUGGAAGCCAAGACCGAGGCGUCGACAAUGAAGCAGAGAGUGACCACGCUGGAGAGCCAGCUCGCGGAGGCCAACGCCAAGAUUCAGGAGCACGACAAAAACCUCGAACAGCAGCUGGAGAAGCUGGCUCAGGACCUCUAUUUGCAGUACUCUGCCAAACAUGAGCAGAAGGUUGCGAUUUUGAAGAAGGGCUACGAGAUGAAAUGGAUGAACAAGCUCAAGAAGUUGAACAAGGAGAACGAGCAGCUACGCAGCGAGCUGGAGGGUUUCAAAAGACGGCUGGAGGUCGAGAACAACGAGAAGAAGCAGCUGGUCAAGCUCUGGGAGGAGUACGUGUCCUUGGAGAGCAACGAUAAGGCGAACGCUUUGCCUGAUUUCAUCAAAAAAGCUGAGGAUUGA